Messenger RNA from Cricetulus griseus (Chinese hamster), 1525 nucleotides. Lineage: Eukaryota; Metazoa; Chordata; Mammalia; Rodentia; Cricetidae. The record is from RefSeq and is a predicted model, not a curated record.
AACAUGGUGAUGAGCUUCCGAGUGUCGGACCUGCAGAUGCUGCUGGGCUUCGUGGGCCGCAGCAAAAGUGGGCUGAAGCAUGAGCUGGUGACCAGGGCCUUGCAGCUGGUGCAGUUUGACUGCAGCCCCGAGCUCUUCAAGAAGAUCAAAGAGCUGUACGAGACACGCUAUGCCAAGAAGAGUGUGGAGCCCAGCCCACAGGUGCCACGGCCCCUGGACCCCCUGGCUCUGCACUCCAUGCCCAGGACUCCCCUGUCAGGGCCCACCGUGGACUACCCCGUGAUGUACGGGAAGUACUUGAAUGGACUGGGACGCCUGCCCACUAAGGCCCUUAAGCCGGAGGUGCGCCUGGUGAAGCUGCCUUUCUUCAACAUGCUGGACGAGUUGCUGAAGCCCACCGAGCUGGUCCCACAGAGCACGGAGAAGCUACAGGAGAGCCCAUGCAUCUUCGCGCUGACACCGAGGCAGGUGGAAAUGAUCCGCAACUCCAGAGAGCUGCAGCCUGGAGUGAAAGCCGUGCAGGUGGUGCUGAGGAUCUGUUACUCUGACACCAGCUGCCCACAGGAGGAUCAGUACCCACCCAACAUUGCUGUGAAGGUUAACCACAGCUACUGCUCAGUGCCGGGCUACUACCCUUCCAACAAGCCUGGUGUGGAACCCAAGAGGCCCUGCAGACCCAUCAACCUCACCCAUCUCAUGUACCUUUCCUCCGCCACCAACCGCAUCACUGUCACCUGGGGCAACUAUGGCAAGAGCUACUCCGUGGCAUUGUACCUGGUCCGGCAGCUGACCUCCUCAGACCUGCUGCAGAGGUUGAAGACAAUUGGUGUGAAGCAUCCAGAGCUCUGCAAGGCACUUGUCAAGGAGAAGCUUCGCCUAGAUCCGGACAGUGAGAUCGCCACCACUGGAGUACGAGUGUCCCUCAUCUGCCCACUAGUGAAGAUGCGGCUUUCGGUUCCCUGCCGUGCAGAGAGCUGUGCACACCUUCAGUGCUUCGAUGCCGUCUUCUACCUGCAGAUGAACGAAAAGAAGCCCACGUGGAUGUGCCCUGUGUGUGACAAGCCCGCAGCCUAUGACCAGCUCAUCAUUGACGGGCUGCUGUCAAAGAUCCUGAGUGAGUGUGAGGACGCAGAUGAGAUCGAAUUCCUGGCCGAAGGCUCCUGGCGCCCAAUCCGUGCGGAGAAGGAGCCGAGCUGCAGCCCCCAGGGCCCCAUCCUGGUUCUCGGCACCUCUGACGCCAACGGCCUCCCACCGGCCUCCAGCACCCCUGGCGUGGGAGGCAGCGUGGGCAGCUCGCUGGGCGGCGCAGGCAGCGGGGCAGGGGCAGCGGGCGGCCCGGAGAACGGGAGGCCUGGCGCCGACGUGGUGGACCUCACACUGGACAGCUCAUCAUCCUCCGAGGAUGACGAUGAGGAUGACGAGGAUGACGAGGAUGACGAUGAGGGUCCCCGGCCAAAGCGCCGCUGCCCAUUCCAAAAGGGCCUGGUGCCCGCCUGCUGACGCGCCGGCCACCCCUGCCCACCCC